Zophobas morio is the source of this 2918-nucleotide messenger RNA. Its product is annotated as peroxidase. Gene Ontology annotation, molecular function: peroxidase activity; heme binding. Gene Ontology annotation, biological process: response to oxidative stress. Bases 256 to 2538 code for a protein of 760 amino acids. Lineage: Eukaryota; Metazoa; Arthropoda; Insecta; Coleoptera; Tenebrionidae. The transcript has 13 exons. The record is from RefSeq and is a predicted model, not a curated record.
AUUUCGGCAGGCCCUGACCGACCCAUACCAUGCCAUGGUAGGUAUGCCAUGGAGGGGUGUUUCUCUCUCUUCGCGAAGUCAUGGUACCUACUCUAGUGGAGCAAGUGACAGUGCAUGCGACUGACCGACCGUACUAACCCACAUCCGAGGCUAGACUUGUUGGACUUGGUCUGCGCGAAAGAAGUACCGUAGUGCGGGUGGAGUGCAGUGCAGUGCUGCCGAGGAUUGUUUGUUCAAGUGUGCCAUAGGACUGCAAUGGGGAAUUACUGCAAGAGAGGCAUAGUUUCAUUGCUUUGGUGGUUGGCGGCGACCUUCCUCCACCAAAUCAACCCAAAUGUAGCCAUCCAGUACACACCAGUCGACCUCGCCGGGAACGGCGACGGAGAGUGCGCGCUUCUUCUGAACGGACCAGCAAGAAGUAGCCAGUUUGACUACUCCCUAAACUUGUUACGCGGAACUCCCUUAGAAUACAACGGCCCUCACACUUGCAUCACUUACGACGCCGUCAACGCGGCGUACCUCGACGCCAGAAAAAGAAUCCACAUCGCGCAACCACACGGCGACUGGAAACCCGAAGACGUGGCCACCGUCGGCGAACUCCUCCUCGACGUAUCCGUAAAUCUAGCGCGAACGUACGGUUUGAGCUAUGAAGACAUCGAGAAAGGGCUGCCUCUGAUCGACACUAGUAAGACCCUAAUUCGGGAAGUGUGCCCCCCGUACUUGUCCAACGUGGAGUGCAGGGCUGGGAAGUACCGUCGUUUCGACGGGUUGUGCACCAACCUGGAGCACCCGACCUGGGGCGCCGUUAACACUCCGUUUACAAGAUUAAUCGGUCCCCUCUACGCCGACGGCAUGACCGCCCCCCGCAUCAGCGUAACCGGAAGACCUCUGCCCCUCUCCCGGAUCGUUUCCCGGACCAUGCACCCAGACGAAGGCUUCCACGACCACGCCGGUACUGUCAUGGUCAUCGCUUGGGGACAAUUCAUGGAUCACGACUACACUUUGACGGCAACACCUCUGGACCCAUUGAACCGGAACGACCCUGAGGAGUGCUGCCAUCGCCCUGCCCACCUUAAGCACCCUUACUGUAACGAGAUCAUCAUCCCCGACGACGACUACUUCUACAGGUUGUUCAACGUGAAGUGUCUUGAUUUCGUGCGAGGUUUCCCGGCGGCUAGACCUGGAUGUAGAUUAGGUUCCAGGGUGCCGUUCAAUACCUUGACGGGAGUUCUGGAUGGCAAUACGGUUUAUGGAGUGACGGAAAAGUUCGCACGGAAACUGAGGAGCGGUUAUGGAGGGUUGUUGAGAAUGAACCCGGCGUUUGAAGAAUACGGGUUGAAGGAUUUGUUACCGCUUAAGCUUGACAUUCCAGACGAGGGGUGCACCAGACCCAAUAGUACUAUGUACUGUUUCGAAGCAGGGGAGAUUCGUGUGAACGAGCAACUGGUACUCACUUGUAUGCAUACUUUGAUGGCACGAGAACACAACAGAGUGGCUAAAGCUUUGGCACAAGUGAAUCCACACUGGGACGACGAAACCCUCUUCCAAGAAGCCCGUCGUGUUAACAUCGCCAUAAUCCAACAUAUCACUUUUAACGAGUUUCUUCCGAUUCUUCUGGGGAAAGACGUGAUGCAGAAAUUCGGGCUAUUAUUACAGAAAGAUGGGUAUUGGGAUGGGUUCGACCCUAGUGUCAACCCCAACGUGAUUGACGCUUUCGCUGCAGCAGCUUACAGAUUCGGGCACUCUCUUCUACCCACUGCAGUAGAGAGGUGGAGCAAAGCCCACAAGUUCAUCGCUUCCAAGCGACUUUCUGACUUGAUCCGCCGCCCGUACGACCUCUACAGAGCCGGCAUCUUCGACGAGUACCUCAUGGGUCUAAUGAAUCAAGUAGCCCAAGCCAUGGACGACUCGAUCACUCAGGAAGUCACCAACCACCUAUUCAAGAAAGCUGGUGCCCGAUUUGGCAUGGAUUUAGUGAGCUUGAACAUGCAAAGAGGUCGUGAAUUUGGAAUCCCCGGGUACAUGGAGUUCCGAAAGUUCUGUGGACUUCCUGGUGCCAACAGCUUCGAGGAGUUGUUUGGGUCCAUGCCUAACGAAACCGUACGAAAGUACUCAACCAUCUUUGAGCACCCCAGUGACGUUGAUCUUUGGUCGGGUGGCGUUUCCGAGCGCCCACUUCCUGGUAGCAUGUUGGGUCCCACUUUCGCCUGUAUCAUAGCCACCCAAUUCAGUUACUCGAGACGCGGCGACCGAUUCUGGUACGAACUACCCAACCAACCAUCCUCCUUCACUCCAGAGCAACUCCAAGAGAUUCGGAAGGCGAGGUUGGCCCGAAUCAUUUGUGACAACACGGAUCUGAUAGACACGAUUCAACUGUACCCCAUGGUACUACCCGACCACGAAAUCAACCCGAGAGUACCGUGUCGCAGCGGUGUGAUCCCAGGUAUGGAUUUCAGCAAGUGGGCGGAGUUCCCGCAAACCAGAAGCAGCAUGUUCUUCAGCAGCCACGCCUACGAGCCCCUAGUAGGAAAGAAAUAAUCUAGUUGUUAAUUCUAUGUACAGAUGCCAUCGUAUUAUUUAUUGUAAUGCCAAGAGAUGAUCGCACGAGCAAAACGCAUCCGGGAAGAUGCAAAAACGCAUCUUGUCAGAACAGAUUGUUUGCUUCUGCGAUUGUCGUAGAUAGAUACAUCAGAACAUUAAAUUUGUAAAUAGUUAAGUCAUAUCUCAUCUAUGCAUUUAAAUGUGAACCAUUGUAUUUAUGUUUUUUUUUUGUAUUGAUUACAUGAGUAUUUGAGUUUCUACCUCUGUAGAAAUUUUUAGUCCGAGAGAUGGAUAGUGUGGAAAGUUAACCAUAAAGAUAGCCUUUAGAUCUACUCAAAAAUUUUAUUUUGUAUAUAUUGUUGUAAUAAUUUAUUGAA